UAGGAGCGGCGCGGCGGGCCUCAGCAGUCAGCUCAGCUUCGCUCAGUACACUCAGUAGCGUGACGAGCGUCGAUCCGCGUGUGGUACAAGCGUUGCGCGCACCUCUCGCGAGUGCCGGCUGGCUCCUCUUCGUUCGCUCUCGCGACGUCCGUCGUUCUCCCUUUUCCGCCUCCCUGCUCGCCCUCCUCGUCGUCGUCGUCGUCGUCGCCGUCUUCGCCGUCUUUUCUCGUCUCUCUUCUCGCGCGACGAAACCGAGACGCGGCCGAGUCGAGUCGUAGUCGAGUACGUGCCGGGACCGAGACGUGUGUGUGCCGUCGAUACGCUCGGAGGUGCCAAGCGGCAGGAGCGAACGCUCGAGGGAAGCAGAACUCCGCGGUCAAGGAGAGCGGAAGCGGACGGGAGAAACAGAGAGAGAGUGAGAGAAAAGGAGACGUUGAGAAGACACUUGGGGUAUCGUUUCGGUAAAGCGAGAGUAACCGAGUUCGUUCCAGCUACGGCAGCACGAUGCAGAGCAACGGUUCGGAGAAUGUAGGAUCCGAGAAUGGAGUCGACAAAUCGGGAUGGACGGUUGGACUGAUCAACGGAAAGUUUAAGUAUCUAACGGCGGAGACGUUCGGUUUUAAAAUCAACGCUAACGGGUCGAGCCUGAAGAAGAAGCAACUGUGGAAUCUGGAGGGCAGCGAGCAUCAGGUUUUCCUUCGCUCGCACUUGGAUCGAUACCUAGCGGUCGACCAGUUUGGCAAUGUAACGUGCGAGAGUGAGGACUCGUCAGAUCCGGGAUGCGCUUUUCAAAUACAACUCGCUUCCGACGGCAGCGGACGAUGGGCUCUGAAGAAUCUCCAGAGGGGCUACUUCUUAGGCUCGAGCCAAGAUGAAUUGAAGUGUACCGCUAAGGCCCCAGGCGAGGCGGAGUAUUGGCUCGUGCACCUCGCCGCUAGACCGCAGGUGAAUCUUCGAUCGGCCGGAAGGAAACGUUUCGCACAUCUGAGCGCCACUCAGGACGAGAUCCAUGUGGACGCGCCGGUGCCCUGGGGUGAGGACACCCUGUUUACCUUGGAAUUUCGCCCGACGACAGGCGACGACGACAGUCGUCAUUCUAAGCCCGAGGGCGGUCAUUAUGCGCUACAUACUUGCAACAAUAAAUACCUCGCACGUGAUGGCAAACUCCUGGACGCCUGCACGCGAGACUGCCUGUACGCCGCGGAAUUCCACGCUGGUCUUCUCGCCCUUCGGGAUAUACACGGCGCGUACUUGGCACCGAUCGGAAGUAAGGCCGUUCUGAAAUCGAGAUCAACGACCGUUACGCGCGACGAGCUUUUCUCGUUGGAAGAAUCUCUGCCGCAAGCGUCCUUCGUCGCGGCGUUGAACCAGCGAUACGUUUCUGUGAAGCAAGGUGUCGACGUGACGGCCAAUCAGGACGAGAUCUCCGGCCACGAGACAUUCCAGUUAGAGUUCGACCGGGUGACGAAACGGUGGUACGUGCGAACGAUGCAGGACCGUUACUGGACUCUGGAGGCCGGCGGCGGCAUACAGGCGUCAGAUCAUAAGCGCUCGUCGAACGCGCUCUUCGACCUCGCGUGGCAAUCGGACGACGGCACGGUCGCGUUGCGCGCGAAUAACGGCAAGUUCCUGGCCACUAAGCGAUCCGGACAUCUCUACGCGAACGCCGACUCGUUGAACGGCAACGACUCCGACGCCGCCAAGUAUUACUUCUACCUGAUGAACCGGCCCGUGCUGGUGCUGCGAUGCGAGCAGGGCUUCGUCGGGCCCAAGAGCGCGGCCAGCCCCAAGCUCGAGUGCAACAAGGCCGUUUACGAGACGAUACGCGUCGAGCGAUGCGAGCGCGGCUUAGUCAGGUUCAAAGGACAAAACGGGAAAUAUUGGCACGCGGACAGCGAGGGAGUAACCGUGGACUCGGACGUGCCGUCCGACGGCUUCUACCUGGAGCUGCGCGAGCCGUCACGGAUCUGCAUCAAGUGUUCGGACGGCCGGUAUCUCACCGCGGGCAAGAACGGCGCGCUGCGUCUAGGCGAGUCGGACUACGAGUCCGCCACGAAGUGGGAGUUCUAAGGAUGGAAACGUAAAUGCAACGGGCAAGAUGUGUAUUCCACUGCCUCCUCAGCUUUGUGGUCGUAACUCGCAGCAUCCGUAUCCCCGGGAUAACAACGACGAGAGAGAUCGGCGGUUCGCGCUGCUUCUUGCCGCGUACUUAAUUGAGCAUACCGCGUCGCGUCAGAACGACAGUUUACAGUAUUCGACGUUCUGCUCCAAUAUAUACUUUUCUUUUGCUCUCGGUAGAGCUUCGUGGAUCCGCAGUAUAUUCAAGACUGACGGUUUCAUCCCGCAACCGCGCGAUAACGCAAAAGUCCGAGAGACGUCCAAAGGACCGGCUAUUAUAACUACCGGUCUAUUUUAUACGUAACACACACACUUUUAUAUCUUUAUAUAUUUAUAGGUAUAUACAGUUUGCCACGCUGCGAGCUCAAAUUUAUAUCGACAUCUUUCGUGUGCAUCACGUCCAUUCGUAAUUCUGCGAGUCGCCAAUCGCAGAAUUGAUGUAACGAUCGUCAUUAUAUACACCUAUUUUAGUUUAUGUUGUCUUAUUCUGAGAUAAAAGGAAUUUAUAUGAUAAUGUGAUCAGUGAGAGAUCGCGCGUCCAGAGAGGAGCACAGAUUUUGCUUUCUGCUCACAGCGUGGUGAUGAGUUUUUGCUAUCGUUAUGGGUACAUUUUUUAUAUAUCAGAUUAUUUAGAUGGAUAUAUAGAAAUAACAGUUAAGAAGGCGCAAUUGAAAGAGAGGCAGAUCCAAUAUCCGAUCGAUAUCCAAUCACUGCCCCCCCCGGUUAGAUCCUUCGGUAUUGAUCCUUCCAGAUUUAAUUACCGAGAUAUAUCUGUUACGAUCAUAAGUUAAGGAAAGCUCGUUUAACGAGAUGCACACGCAGUUUCGCUACUACCCCGCUUCACACGUACAUACUAGCCUACCGCGUAUGUUAAGUGAAUGAAAUAUGCCGAACUCUCUAAGGCUUGGUGAUGGAAAGAUUCGCACCGCACGGAUUUGUGAAAUCCUGUUCCGCUUUUUUUCUUAUGUUCAUUGGGAGCGAUACUUCGACGCGUUUUUUUUUUAGCAGUAAGAUAGAUUUCAUCUCCUCGCUCUUUUCGUAAACGACGAGCAAAAUCGGCAGGAUCGUUUUAUGGAUUUAAGAACUUUCUGGUAUGUCGAGUAAAAUUACACGAAAUGUAAGAGAAUAGAUAAGAGAGAGAGAGAGAUAUUCAGAUAAGAGAGAGAGAGAGAGUGAGAGAAAAAGAUAUUAAGUUACAUCAGUCUCGUGUAAAUAUAUGUUUGCCUCUUGAAUAUCAUUAUCACUAAUUACACUAAUUGUAGCAUGGUACUAUGCGCACGUCUCGCGCCGCUUAAUUUUAAACGAAAGCAAAACACGAAUGUGAAGCGGGCGAGAAAUAUGUUCGUUGAAUAUUUUACCUCUUUCGACAAGAUGUUGCUCAGAUGUUACAUGUCUCGAUUCACUGACGGCGAUACACAUAUUACUCUCUUAAAUAUACAUUAUGUAAGCGGCAGUCUCUCUUUUUACUACUUUUUCACGGUAGAGCCGUAUUAAGAACAAUGGAUGUAAUAAAUUAAAGGAUGUAAUAAGACAAUUUUUUUAUUGG
This is a messenger RNA of Temnothorax curvispinosus, 3664 nucleotides long. It is a transcript of the gene singed, whose product is annotated as protein singed. The record is from RefSeq and is a predicted model, not a curated record. Gene Ontology annotation, molecular function: protein-macromolecule adaptor activity; actin filament binding. Gene Ontology annotation, biological process: actin filament bundle assembly; cell migration; establishment or maintenance of cell polarity. Lineage: Eukaryota; Metazoa; Arthropoda; Insecta; Hymenoptera; Formicidae. The transcript is spliced from 8 exons. Gene Ontology annotation, cellular component: cytoplasm; actin cytoskeleton. The coding region runs from base 505 to 2070 and encodes 521 amino acids.